Molecule: messenger RNA, 1545 nt
Organism: Scheffersomyces amazonensis
Lineage: Eukaryota; Fungi; Ascomycota; Pichiomycetes; Serinales; Debaryomycetaceae
Exons: 1
Coding region: 289-1386 (365 amino acids)
Cellular component (GO): cytoplasm
Molecular function (GO): pyridoxal phosphate binding
Source: RefSeq, a predicted model, not a curated record
CUUUGGUUCUCAACUCGGCUAUAGGAGGAUGUAAAUUCUCGUUCCGGAGUUUUCAAUCUCCCCCUGUCAGAAGAGGUACUGUGACGUAAGGUAAGUAAGUUAUCUGCUUUCAAAAUGUUCGCCUCAAACAUUUUGUCAGAAAAGGUUUAUGUAAAUGCGACAAAAAAUCGUCUAUUUUGCAUGUGAUCCAUGGCACGUGAAAUGUUUGAAUUUUAGAACAUCGACUCAUAACUGAGUCUUAAGUGAUUUACCAUAUGUAGAUGUUUCUUUUGUAUUCAAAUUAAUAAGAUGUUGGGAAAGGUUUCUAGAAGAUGGCUUUCUAUAACGCUUAACCAUCCAGUGAAACCACCAUUUAUUCCAUUGGUAUCAGAAAAUGGAUUUCCAGGUGCAAUUGGUCAGACUCCAUUAUUAAAGUUACCGAGGAUUUCUGAAUCAGUAGGUAGAAAUAUUUAUGCAAAGGCAGAAUUUAUGAAUCCAGGUGGAUCUAUUAAGGAUAGAGCUGCACUUUAUAUUAUCAAUGAUGCUGAACAGAAAGGUUUAAUAAAGCCUGGUGGAACCAUUGUAGAAGGUACUGCUGGUAAUACAGGCAUUGGACUUGCCCAUGUAUGUAGAGCAAAGGGUUAUAAUUGUGUUAUUUAUAUGCCAAAUACUCAAUCAAAGUCUAAGAUUGAAACAUUGAGAUUACUUGGUGCAGAAGUAUAUCCAGUCCCUGCCGUUGCUUUUACUGACCCACAAAAUUAUAAUCACCAAGCUAAACGUCAUGCCGAAAGUCUAGAAAAUGCAGUUUGGACUAAUCAAUUCGAUAAUAUUGCAAAUAGACAAGCACAUAUUGAAACAACUGGACCAGAAAUUUGGGCUCAAUUAGAUGGUAAAGUAGAUGCAUUCACCUGUUCAACCGGUACUGGAGGUACAUUUGCUGGUACAUCGAGAUAUCUUAAGACAAUUUCAAAUGGAAAAGUUAAAGCAGUUUUAGCAGAUCCACCAGGAAGUGUUUUAUAUUCUUAUAUUAAAUCAAAUGGUAAGGAUAUUGUAAGAGGGGGAUCUUCUUUCACUGAAGGAAUUGGCCAAGGUAGAGUUACUGAUAAUUUAAAACCAGAUUUAGAUAUCAUUGAUGAUGCUAUAAGAAUUGCUGAUGAAGAUUCCAUUGCUAUGGUUUAUAGACUUUUAGAUGAAGAAGGAUUGUAUCUUGGUGGUACUGGUGCUUUAAAUGUUGUUGCAGCCAUUAAAGUUGCCGAAACUUUACCCGAAGGAAGUAAUGUUGUAACUAUUUUAGCUGAUUCUGCUCACAAAUAUGCUGACAGAAUCUUUUCCAAAGAAUGGUUAAAGACAAAGGGCUUAUACGAUGCCAUUCCAGACCAUUUAAAGAAAUAUGCUACUUUAGAUUAGGCUGCAAUAAAUUUGUAUAAAACUCAUACCGAUUAAUAUAUCACUUCCCCCUAAGCCUUGAAAAAGAAAACAUUUAAUAAACAUAAUAAGCAUACUAUGUAUUAUAAACAUAGUAAAUAUAGUAAACUCCUAAUUAAUAACAAUUAUUGUAUUAUUUAC